This is a messenger RNA of Harpia harpyja (harpy eagle), 2355 nucleotides long. RefSeq names its product PCI domain containing 2 (gene PCID2). NCBI's taxonomy places the organism in Eukaryota, Metazoa, Chordata, Aves, Accipitriformes, Accipitridae. Gene Ontology annotation, cellular component: transcription export complex 2. Gene Ontology annotation, biological process: poly(A)+ mRNA export from nucleus; post-transcriptional tethering of RNA polymerase II gene DNA at nuclear periphery; transcription elongation by RNA polymerase II. Gene Ontology annotation, molecular function: RNA binding; double-stranded DNA binding. The record is from RefSeq and is a predicted model, not a curated record. The transcript has 15 exons. Bases 302 to 1501 code for a protein of 399 amino acids.
GGGCUGAGGUGGGGGGCGGACGGACGGGUGUCCCUGUCCGCCAUUAUCUGCCAGCGGGGCCGUGCUCCUGCCUCCUUCUAACGCCUACCCUCCGCUUUCGGCCACCCGCGGGCUUCCAGGGCCUUCCGCCUUCCUCGGGGCCUUCGUGCCAGGGUUUCCCCCUCCGCAGGCCGUUUCCCCCCGGCCGGCAGCCUGUGCCUCUGCUCUGCUCCGCUCUCCCCGUGGCUGCCUUCACGUAGCCCUGGGGCUGAGAAUGUGAUACGACUGCCUUUCAUUCGGGACUCCUGCCUCUUAGGUUUUGAUGGCGCACAUCACCAUAAAUCAGUAUUUGCAGCAAGUACAAGAAGCCAUUGACAGCAGAGAUGGACAAUUUUGUGCAGAAUUGGUAUCAUUUAAACAUCCACAUGUUGCAAACCCAAGGCUACAGCUUCCGUCUCCAGAGGAGAAGUGUCAACAAGUUUUGGAACCACCAUAUGAUGAAAUGUUUGCAGCCCACUUAAGGUGUACUUAUGCUGUCGGAAAUCAUGACUUUAUAGAAGCAUACAAGUGCCAAACAGUUAUCGUCCAAUCUUUCCUGCGAGCAUUUCAGGCACAUAAAGAAGAAAACUGGGCUUUACCUAUCAUGUAUGCUGUAGCCCUUGAUCUUCGAAUUUUUGCUAAUAAUGCAGAUCAACAGCUAGUGAAGAAAGGGAAAAGCAAAGUUGGUGACAUGUUGGAAAAAGCAGCAGAACUGCUGAUGAGCUGUUUUCGAGUCUGUGCCAGUGACACUCGAGCAGGCAUUGAAGAUUCCAAAAAGUGGGGCAUGUUGUUUCUCGUGAAUCAGCUGUUUAAAAUUUAUUUUAAGAUCAACAAGCUUCAUCUAUGUAAGCCCUUAAUUAGAGCAAUUGACAGCUCAAAUCUGAAGGACGAAUACAGUAUGGCACAGCGUGUUACAUACAGAUACUAUGUUGGGCGCAAAGCCAUGUUUGACAGUGACUUUAAGCAAGCUGAAGAGUAUCUGUCAUUUGCCUUUGAGCACUGUCACCGCUCAAGCCAGAAGAACAAAAGAAUGAUUUUGAUCUACCUGCUGCCAGUAAAAAUGUUGUUGGGCCAUAUGCCAACGGUUCAGCUCUUAAAAAAGUAUGACCUUAUGCAGUUUGCUGAAGUAACAAAGGCUGUGAGUGAAGGCAAUCUUCUCCUACUGAAUGAUGCUCUGACAAAGCAUGAGACCUUCUUUAUUCGAUGUGGAAUCUUUCUUAUCCUUGAGAAGCUGAAAAUCAUCACGUACAGAAAUCUCUUUAAAAAAGUAUACUUACUACUCAAAACCCAUCAGCUAUCUCUAGAUGCCUUUCUCUUUGCCCUGAAAUUCAUGCAAGUAGAUGAUGUUGAUAUUGAUGAAGUCCAGUGCAUUUUAGCUAACCUUAUAUAUAUGGGUCACAUUAAAGGCUAUAUAUCUCAUCAGCAUCAAAAGCUUGUGGUCAGUAAGCAGAACCCAUUUCCUCCGCUGUCAACAGUGUGUUGAGUAUUGCAUCUUAUCCAUGCAAGUACUUUUCAGAUACUCGGCUUGCCCAGUGGAGCUGCUCGUAAUCACCCUGAGAACAUUGUAAAUGACCUGGUUCAUGUCCAGGACUGGAAUACCGGGAACUGUUUGUGGCUCCUUUCCCAGAAUGACCAAGGCUGCCAGUGUUACAAAGUGCGUUGGAAUGAAAUGCUAACUUUUCAAUGAUAGUUUCCCCAGGCUUUCUAGAUCAUUCAAAGUUUUUCAUGAGGAAGAAAAGCAAAGCAUUCCAAAUCCCUUCCAAACUACUUACAAGCUUUUAUAAAGUACUUUGUGUUACUAUUUCUGCAUUUAUCUUUCAGAGGGAAGUAUCAUCCUUUGUUACUUGUGUUAAUCCAUUCUUCAGAAUGGAAAUGAUGUUUUCUUUCAUGGUUUCUGGUUUUUUUUAAGCCUUUUCAAUUAUCUUGCUGGUAUUGAAUACUCUCUUCAAGCUUUCUCUAAAAACUAGAGAAGAGGUUGGCACAAAAAGCUUUACUGUGUCACAGAACUUAUACUGUGUCACAGAACUUAGGGUUCAAGUAAAUGUGGGAUUUUUAUCUGUAGGUGCCCACAGAUGGGUUUGGGUUUUUUUAAUUCUGGUAAUAUUCUGUUUCAUUUUUGUUAUGAUGAACAAAAGCUUAUCUAAGUAACUUACCCAUACUUGUUUUAUUCUGCUUCUGGGGAAGACACUGCCACUGGAUCCAUUAUUUUAAGUGUUACCACCUUGGGGGUUUUGUUUGUUUGGGGGUGGUACAAUGUAACUUUGUCCUUAGUGAUGGGAUGGUAGUUCUGGGAGUUUUAAAUUAUUUUUAAAGGAAAUAAAACAUUUCUUUCCCCUC